AUGAACGUGCAGCCCAUCCAGGCGAUCGAGGAGGUCAACAUGUUCAAGGAGGACGGGAAUGUGAUACAUUUCGCGGCCCCGAAGGUCCACGCAUCGGUCCCCUCCAACACAUUCGCCAUCUACGGCAACGGCGAGGACAAGGAACUGACGGAACUGGUGCCGGGCAUCCUCAAUCAGCUCGGCCCGGACAGCCUCGCGUCGUUACGCCGUCUCGCCGAGUCGUACCAGUCGCUGCAGAAGAAGGAAGGCGAAGGCAAGGAAGGCGAGAAGAAGGAAGGCGGCGGCGACGACGAUGACGACGACGAGAUCCCCGAUUUGGUCGAGGGCGAGAACUUCGAAGGCAAGGUCGAGUAG
Messenger RNA from Cladophialophora carrionii CBS 160.54, 354 nucleotides. RefSeq names its product nascent polypeptide-associated complex subunit beta. Gene Ontology annotation, cellular component: nascent polypeptide-associated complex; cytosol. The record is from RefSeq and is a predicted model, not a curated record. The transcript has 2 exons. The coding region runs from base 1 to 354 and encodes 117 amino acids. NCBI's taxonomy places the organism in Eukaryota, Fungi, Ascomycota, Eurotiomycetes, Chaetothyriales, Herpotrichiellaceae.